This is a messenger RNA of Salvia hispanica, 2078 nucleotides long. Lineage: Eukaryota; Viridiplantae; Streptophyta; Magnoliopsida; Lamiales; Lamiaceae. The record is from RefSeq and is a predicted model, not a curated record.
GACUUGCUUUGGGAUUUUUAACUACUCCAUACUGUAAUGUUAAUUUUAAAGGAAAUAAUAUGGAUUUUCUUAAAAAUAAAAUAAAGAAAUCAAUUUCUGCAGUUAUGAGCUUCAUCUUCUUCACUAGGAAACUCAUUCUACAAAAAGAUCCGACCUUUACUAUCGAAUUCGAAUUCGCCCAAACCAGAAAUGGGCACAACAGCAAAAGCUCUCUCCCCAAAUGCCUCCAAUUCCACCGCCCCAUUUGCUUCUCCAUCCCUCCCCCUUUGCACCGCCGCUGUUGAAGAGGCGGAAUUGCUGCAGCCCGCGAAGCAUUCGAUUCUCCUCGAAAGCCUGAGGCAGCGCCACCUCAAGGACUCUCCCCACGCUCCAAAGCCCACAUCCGGUGGAAAUGGCGUCGAGGAAGUGAUGGGGGCGUUGGGUGAAAUGGGGAUUACGGAGCCGACGGAGAUUCAAUGUAUUGGGAUUCCGGCGGUUCUUGAUGGGAAGAGCGUGGUGUUGGGGUCCCACACUGGCUCCGGCAAGACUCUUGCUUACCUUUUGCCCCUUGUUCAGUUGUUGAGACGGGACGAGGAUUUGCACGGUAUGCUGAUGAAGCCCAGGCGCCCGCGGGCUGUUGUACUCUGCCCAACAAGGGAGCUGUGUGAGCAGGUGUUCCGUGUUUCCAAGUCUAUUAGCCACCAUGCACGAUUCAGAUCAACCAUGGUAAGUGGCGGCGGGCGUUUAAAGCCUCAAGAAGAUUCCUUGAACAACCCGAUUGACAUGGUUGUGGGGACCCCUGGCCGGGUUCUGCAACAUAUCGAAGAAGGCAAUUUGGUUUAUGGGGACAUAAAAUACUUGGUGUUGGACGAAGCUGACACCAUGUUUGAUCAUGGAUUUGGGCCUGACAUCAGAAAAUUUCUUGCUCCACUGAGGAGUCGUGCAUCUAAACCUGAUGGUCUAGGCUUCCAAACAGUAUUGGUAACUGCAACAAUGACGACGGCAGUGCAAAAGCUGGUUGACGAGGAAUUUCAAGGAAUCGCUCAUCUACGUACUUCUUCACUCCAUAAGAAGAUUGCUUCUGCUCGUCAUGAUUUCGUCAAACUCUCAGGUUCUGAAAAUAAGCUGGACGCCUUAUUACAGGUUCUUGAGCCAAGUUUAGCAAAAGGAAACAGAGUAAUGGUUUUCUGCAACACAUUGAAUUCCAGUCGAGCUGUGGAUCACUUUUUAUCUGAAAACCAUAUCUCUACGGUCAAUUACCACGGAGAGGUUCCAGCUGAACAGAGGAUUGAGAAUCUGGAUAAGUUUAAGAGCAACGAUGGAGAUUGCCCCACUUUAGUCUGCACAGAUCUGGCUGCAAGGGGUUUGGACUUGGAUGUCGACCAUGUUAUUAUGUUUGACUUUCCCUCGAAUUCUAUCGAUUAUCUCCAUCGUACUGGAAGAACUGCUCGUAUGGGGGCAAAAGGGAAGGUGACAAGUUUGAUAGCUAGAAAGAACAUGAUUUUGGCCACCCGCAUUGAGGAAGCAAUAUUGAAAAACGAGAGCUUGGAAUCCCUCUCUGUUGAUAGAAUUAAAAGGGAUCUUGCCAGGACACACCUCAGUCAACAGAAGGGGCAAAAUGAGAAAAGGGAAAUGACCUCCAGUUUGAAAAGAAAGGGUCAAGCUGCCUCGACAAAGCCAUCUGAAGCUCGUGGCAAAACAGCAUUUUCCAAGAAAAGCUCUUUUUCUGAAUCUACAAAAGCUUCUGUCUUUUCCAAGCCCAAGAAGAAGGUGGUUAAGGUUGUCAGAACUUCAAAUUCAUCAGGAUCUAGCAACUCAAGAAGUACGUCGUCUGGUGGGAGAAACCAUCCAGGUGGAAGAAACAAAGGUGGCGCUGGAUCUACUUCAAAGUUAAACGUUGUUGGAUUCAGGGGCCGGAGCAGUGUCAAAACUGCUUGAUAUCAAAUUGAGGUUUAUCAAAGGCAGUAUGGUACCUUUCUUGAUGUAUUAUAACCUUUCUUUUAACCUACUAAAAUUAGAUAGUUAGGUCUAUUUCCACUCAAACAUUUAUACUUGUCAAUUUGCUGUGGAAAGGCAAUAUAAAUAUCAGUGCUGCACAA